This is a messenger RNA of Pogonomyrmex barbatus (red harvester ant), 2918 nucleotides long. RefSeq lists its product as uncharacterized. Lineage: Eukaryota; Metazoa; Arthropoda; Insecta; Hymenoptera; Formicidae. The record is from RefSeq and is a predicted model, not a curated record. Gene Ontology annotation, molecular function: protein binding.
AAGGAUAAUAAAAGGAAUUAUUCAUCUCGGGAUGCUCUCGCAUACUUAUACAACUCGCGCGUUAUUUUCCUACCGUUUCCCUCCACUUUCCGCGAUCGCCUCACUAUUGUGCUCACUGGACUAUUACAUACUACUUUCUACUGCUCGUUACAGAUAAUCAGUGGCGAACAAACCUGCCAUCGGCAAUGCGUGCAGCUCGCUGAAGCGGGAUUCGCUAUUAUAAGGACCGCGCAGAUAUUCAAUCGCGCGUUCAUUUUAAUUAACGCGUCUAGUCAGGCGUUUCGACGCAUCCGAAAUAAUUUCUUAAAAAUCUAGUAUAAGCGAGCAAAUGGCGAGUAUGGCAUUUAAUGAUACGAAGUACUUAAUCAACGUCGGCGAUCAAUUAAAGCCACACGCUUCUCUUAUCUUUAAUUGUUUUGACAUUUCAUAACUGAUUCCCUUAUCGGAAAUGAGCUCGCGAUAAUUUCUCGAUAAUGACUGUAACAACAGUACACAAAGUCACGUGACACUAUCUAAUUGCGUAUGUUCCAUAGGAUACAAAACGGGAAGAGCAAUUUGCAGUUGCAUUCGUAUCACUCACUUGGACAUAUCGAUCGAUUAGUAUCUCUCCCACAAUGUCGAUUCUCGCAAGUCGUCCUCGUUUUGCUCUUGGCGAGAGUCUCGUCAGAAGAAAACGAAUCGACUUGCCAUAACGAUUACAAUGUCCGUCACUACAAGGGAGUGCUUGUCGAAGUUACGCAACAUGGUUCUGAAGAUCGAUGGACAUUGGCAAGUUGAUUCUUCAAAAGAUUCGUGAAGACGCCUUCAAGAACUUAUCGGUGACGCAGUUAUAUCUAUGUUAUCACAACCGGAUAUGCGUGCUGAAGAGGGAAUUUUUGCCCAACUUAUUUCUCAAGUUAGCUAGCAAAUGCAGUUAUCCGAGCACUUGUUUCCGAAAUUGCCUCAUCCUCGAUCACUGUCAUUGAACUUCAACAAAAUCGAGUUAGAUACCAAAAAACUCAUUUGCUGGCCUGACAUGAAAUUUGACAUGGCUCUUCUUGAGUUACAUAUCGGCCUUCGAAAUCCUGGAAUCCUUUGCGAAUUUCAAAAUGAUGAAAUAUUUAUCGCUCAAUAAAAUAUAAUAUAUUUCAGAAAUAUUUCUGAUAUUUCUAAUAUUUCAGAAAUAUCUACGUCUCAGCUGGAAUAUCUACGAUUGAACGGAAACAAACUACCUCACAUUGUACCCGGAUUGCAGGACUCUCUAAACUUAUAGUACAAGUUAUGGUGCUGUCCAACAAUGCGAUUCACGAUAGAUAGUGCUUUUUCGAACUCUGUCAAGUUACAAGAUCCUUACUUUGCUGACAACACUGAAAUUAGUAAAAACCUUACUUGAAAUAUACUUAAACUGUGCUUGAACUUCAAUUGGCUAGAAGACUUACUGACUUUUUCCAUGUUGAACAAACUGAAGACACUCAGCUUAAGCCGUCAGGAUUCGAGGAUGCUUCUAUAUGACUUGAUCGAUUGAGGGCACUUUUUCUUAAUCGGAACAAGAUCAGCACUCUCGAUCCGAGGAACGUUUCAGGAACUAUCUGGGAACGAACAUGUUCAGCGCGUUCUUAUACGACUUGGUUGAUCUAAAGGAACUCAAUCUUCGACAGAACUAUAUCAACUCUUUCGAGCCGGAAAUGUUUCGAGAACUCAGUUAAAGUGAUUACGAUUGAACAGAAACAAACUAUCUCACAUUGUAAUCGGCACUUUCUUAGGAUUUUCGAAUUUGAAAAGUAUUGGGCUGUGCAAUAAUGAAACCCAAAUGUUCCAUUUGUUCACUCACUUGGGCGUAUAGAUCGGUUGGUCCCUCUCGCGAUGUCGCGAUUUCUUCUGUUCUUCUCGCAAGUCGUUUUGUUGUUCUGGACGAGAGUCUCGUCAGAGGAAAACGAAUUGACUUGCCGUAACAUUAACGAAUACAAUGUGUGCCACGACAAGGAGGUACUUAUCAAAGUUACACAACGUGGUUCUGAAAAUAAAUUGGAAAUUGGCAACUUGGCUCUUCAGGAGAUUCGUGAAGAUGCAUUCAAGAACUUAUCGGCGACACAAUUGGAUCUAACCAACGGUAACCAGAUAUCCGUGCUGAAAAGGGAAUCCUUCCGCGGUUUACCUAACUUGAAGUUUCUCGACUUGGAUAACAACAUGGUACCAUUGUCUGAGUAUUUGUUUGCGGAAUUAUUAUCUCUCCAGUCGCUAUCGCUAGGCUCCAACAAAAUCGAAUCCAUACCAGAGAAUUCAUUUGCCGGCCUGUUGAAUUUAACAUUGCUCUUCUUGGCUUACAACAGUAUCACGGCAAUCGAAGCAGAAUCCUUCGGACAUUCCAAACUAGUGGUUUUGUGGCUCAAUAAAAAUAAAAUUUCCUGCGUGGCGCCCGAUUCCUUCGCCGGAUUACCUGAAUUGGAAAUUCUGCACUUGGACUACAAUCAGCUGAAGGACUUGCCAAACGGCGCUUUCCGAGGAUUGACCAGAUUGAAGACUCUCUUCUUAAAUAACAAUCAGAUAACAAGCGUCUCCAGAAUGCUGCUACGCGACUUGGUUGGUUUGGAGAGACUCUAUCUUGGUCAGAACGAAAUCAGCACUCUCGAACCGGGAACGUUUCAGGAACUGUCUCAGUUGCAGGAGCUAGACUUGAAUGAAAACAAACUGUCUCACAUUGUAGUCGCCGGCACUUUUGUAGGGCUCUCCAAUCUGAAACGAAUCGGGCUCUCCGACAAUGAAAUUCAUACGGUGGAUGAUGACGCUUUUUCUGAUCUCGUCAAAUUGGAAUAUCUCUACUUCUACGGCAACAACUUCACUGAAAUUGAUAAGGAAAUCAAUGGCCUUCCGUUCAAUGUUACAAUUGUCAUAUAGGAAUCUAUUUAUAUCUUAAUUUAAAAAUAUUUAAAAAAUUAAAA